GGUCUUGUCUCGUCUACUUUCUCACCUUGGAGGCUAUGUGGGCAGUAAGAAAUCUAAUUUGUCCAGCUGGCAUCCCAUAUUGGGUUGGUUUGCUCAACCGUUGGAUACCUCAUUACAAGCCGCCAUGACUUUUGUGACGAAACAGUUACGACUACUUUGGAACGGACGUAUGGUUCGCAUGCUGUUUGGUGAUUUGUACGCCGAGACGGAACUAGACAAUCCUGACGCUAAGCCCGGCACAUCCUCCGCAAUGCUUACCGACGGUUCCACAUCAAGUCAUCCCCCGGUUUCCCCCAACCGUCGAUUUCUUUCAUCCAAUAAUCGCGGAUUUGAUCUGGAUCACUACAAGGGUCGUGUUCGUCACGGAUUGACGAGUUUCUUGCAUCAGUUGUCACUUUCGCGUGCGAAACGCAAGUUCCGAUCCAGUUUGGCCUCUGUCGUCGGCUCCGGUGGUGUCGGUGGAACUGGCUACGGCAGCGGUGCAGGUGGUUCCGGAGGCUCACCCGCCGGACCGCAUGAUUUACCCGAGUCCCUGAAAGCAGUUUGUAUGUUGUAUUGUUUCACAGUGGCCAGUUUACGUGAGAUUAGAAAUGAUAUUCUUGCCGGUUUAUCUUUGGGCGAUUUACUUCCUCGUUUGUGGCGUCUGGUUGCUCGAUGCGGAACUGUACAGGACUGGGUAAAAGUUCUCAUGGAUUCGAAACUCGGCGUGCAUGCCAAACCACACGCGUCACAUCUGUUGCACAUUUUUACCGCGGCUGCAAGCAAUCUCCUCAGGUGA
Echinostoma caproni is the source of this 778-nucleotide messenger RNA. NCBI's taxonomy places the organism in Eukaryota, Metazoa, Platyhelminthes, Trematoda, Plagiorchiida, Echinostomatidae. The record is from the annotation of a GenBank genome assembly.